Nanorana parkeri is the source of this 6308-nucleotide messenger RNA. RefSeq names its product A-kinase anchoring protein 6 (gene AKAP6). Lineage: Eukaryota; Metazoa; Chordata; Amphibia; Anura; Dicroglossidae. The coding region runs from base 1 to 5736 and encodes 1911 amino acids. Gene Ontology annotation, molecular function: protein binding. The transcript is spliced from 13 exons. The record is from RefSeq and is a predicted model, not a curated record.
AUGAGUCUAAUGGUGACACCUUCCAGAGCCCAAGGCAUAGAUAUCAUGGAGUCUCACGCUUCUGGCAUUGGUGAAAUGGAGCCUCCUAUUGGUCAAGACUGUGCUCCUCGCUAUGACAGGCCUCCUCCCGUUCACAGUGGAGCUGAUUGGAAGAUUAUCUUGCACCUUCCAGAGAUUGAUACCUGGAUCCGGAGCACAUCUGAGCGAGUCAGAGGACUCACACAGUCAGUGCACGAGGAUCCCCAGAGCAAGCAUGUUGAUGUGCACUUAAUGCAGCUUAAGGAGAUCUGUGAGGACAUCUCCGAUCACGUGGAACAAAUCCAUGCUUUGCUGGACACGGAGUUCUCCCUGAAGCUGCUGUCUUAUUCUGUCAAUGUGAUUGUGGACAUCCAUACGGUGCAGCUCCUGUGGCACCAGCUCCGGGUGUCUGUGCUGGUCCUGAGGGAAAGGAUACUACAAGGGCUGCAGGACAGCAACGGCAACUACACACGACAGACCGAUAUCCUGCAGGCGUUCACCAAGGAGGACCAAGAGGAUAGGCUUGAUGCCCUAACAGAAGUAGAUGGCUCCGGUCAGUUGACCAUUCGAUGCCCCCCAGAUUACCUCUCUCUGGACUGUGGGAUCACUGCCUACGAACUCUCAGACUACAGUCCCAGGGAGGAGGACACCCCACCUCCCCCUGCUAAACCUCUGGAGGACUGGACAUACAGUGCUAUGCAGCAGGAGUUUCCAGAAUUAGUUAAAGGCCCCGGUCUGCUAAGCGUGGCUACUGAAAAGGAAGAUCCCCUGGAUUCUGCAAUGGAGAACGAGUCUCUGCAACACCAGCUGGAGGAGACAGGACAGCAGACUCUCAAGGCUUUCCUUUCCAGUGAAAGCUCCACACCAAAAAGGCCUCUACAGGAGGGCAGUGACCAUGGUGGAGAUUCUCCCACUCGGCCUUCACUACCAAAACGGGGACUGUUCCUGAAUGAUUUGACGGAUUGGGUGCAGUCAGACAGUCUAACUUCCGUUGACAUGAACUCAUCCCUGCCAGUUUGCCCUACAUCCCCCAUCAAGCACUUCAGUCUUAGCGUGACAGCCACAUAUUCUACUAAUAUUCCAUCAUCUCCUAAAAGCCAAGUACCUGAAGAGCAUGACAUGGCACAGAAUAUGGGGGAGGAUGCCAGUCAAGUGCAUCAGUGCCCUGAUGGUAGCGCAUCCCCCAUCAAUUCUAGUCACUCCCACUGCAGCACACCAAAUGAAAGUCAGCGAGACCUGCAGAAUAAUAGACUGCCAGACUCACCGCCCCAGGAAUUAGGGACAGACAGCUGGUAUGGGUCUGAUGAGUUCCUGGCUUUACCUUCACAUUUGCACCAAACAGACCUUCUUGCCUUGCGCCUUGGUAGCCUUUCACAGUUGGUAUCUCCUACACCUGGAGAGCCCCAUCCAUCAUUCCGAGAUGUGGAGGAUUGGGAGAUCAGUUCAGGAUCAGAGGUUGGGCCCAGUUCACCCCGAUGUCUCUCUCCCAGUACCCAAAGUGACAUAGCCUCAUAUACCAAUGGCAGUGGACGAUCAACUCCACACCUUAGUGGGUCAGGAAGCAGUGGGAGACAGAACAAAGCAGCACUUAUACAGAGGUUGAUGUGGGACAUCCAGAGACAAGACAAUGAUCGACAUGUGUGGGACAAAAUCCAGGGCUUUGUGUCCAAGCUUGACAGAUUCAUCCGCUGGCUACAAGAUGCAAUGGAAGCUACAGAGAACUGGACCCCUCCGCAGCCUGAAACAGAGGCCCUACAGCUUUACCUGCAUACCCACCUGAACUUCAAGCAAAGUGUGGACAGUCACUGUGCAUUAAAAGAUGCGGUUCUGGAAGAAGGUCAACGACUGAUGGAGGUUCUGGUAUCUCACAGAGCAGGUUUCCAGGAGAUGGUUCAGAUGAUUACUGCUCAAUGGAAGGAGCUACAGAAGCAGAUACGGAGGCAGCACGGUUGGAUCCUAAGUGCUCUUGAUACUAUCAAGGCAGACAUACUGCAGACAGAUGAGACACCAGAGAUUAUGAGUGAACCACAGGUAAAUGGCGACUCUUCCAGUUCUCUACAAGCUCAGAGAGAGGCUUUAACCAAGAUGUCAUUGCAGCUGAGCAGCACAGAAUAUUCGGAGAAUACUCAUCACUCUGACCUGGUUCCUUUGAAAAGUAGCAUGAGAUGUGACAGUGUGCAGGAAGUGGAAUCAGAAUGUACAGAGUUCUGGGACUGGCUGCUGGACAUGGAAGCCACGGUGCAGAAUAGUCUUGGGUUGCUGGUGUCUGAAGAGCAGCAUCUGCAGAUGUGCAAGAGGUGCAGUGUGGAAAUGUCACUGAGGGAAGACAGGAAGCAUGCUUUACUCCGUCAGCUAGCGACCUUGAGGAAGGAAGGUACUGGGCUACCUACUAGCAUCCAAGACAAGGAAGAGAUGAUUCAGGAGAAAUGGGACAUGCUCAAGAUGUCUCUUUCUGAAGCGCUCUCUUACUCAACACCCCGUCCUGUGCUCUCUCCUGGAAGUGGAAAUCUAGUGCAGCAACUUGAUCAACGAGUAAAAGAGCUGAAGUCUUGGCUGAGAGAUACUGAGCUAGCCUUGUAUAACUCUAGCCUGAGGGUGGACAAAGAAGACAAUGGAAGAACUAAAGAACAUUUACAAAGAGAGCUUCAACAAUUCCAGAGUCUCUGCUCUGAGCUCCAGCUUCGUAGGCGUGGAGUGGCAUCUGUCCUACGAUUGUGUCACCAUCUUCUAAAUGUCCCGGACCCGUCCCCACACCACGAUCCUCCCAACCUGCAACUCUUAAGUGUCAAUCUGGAGAGGAGAUGGGAAGCGAUAGUGAUGCAGAGUACACAGUGGCAGAGGCGUCUGCAGAGGGAACUGGGUGAAGAACAGGAGAUGGAUCAACUGGUAGACCCAGACUGGGCUGAUUUGAACAAUACUGGUGGGGAGGAAGCAUUGGAAUGGGAUGAGACUGACAUUACUACAGAGCCUGUUUGUGGCACAAAUGAGAAUAAGCAGCUCACGGCAGACAUGCUUGUUUCAGGUGAAAGACACUGCUCAGAACAAGCAGUUUCAGAUGACACUCAACCGCACAGUCCCAUCGAAACACCUGUAUAUCAGGUCUACAGUUUGCAUAACAUGGAACGUUUUGAAGCAAACAUACAUUUGUCACAAAGAGAAACCAAGAAGUUGGAUUCCCUACCUCCCCUUUCACUUUCCCUUUUGCAAGGCUGCAAUUUUGUAUCACUGCCAGAUUUAGCUAAUCGUUCCCCACAAGCUCAUCACCUUACAAAGAUGCAAAUGGGCUCUACUGGCCAUUCUGAGAGUGAGAGCGGCAUUGCAAGUGGAGAAGGUGUAACUGCUGCCAAUUCAGAAGGGUGCCUAUCUCUGGAUGGAGAAGGGUCACAAGGGUGCCAGGAUCAGUAUGAUGAUGUAGGUCAGAUUGGCAGUAAAGGGGUUGGACUUGGACACUUUUCUAAGUCAAAGCCCCAAAGUCCACUUAUGUUUCAAAACACUUCCCAAAUACAGCCUAACAGGCUUAAAGCCAGGAGUCUAGAAAGAACACUGACAAUGGUACCAAACUUAUGUUUCCAAAGAACCCCUGGUCAAACUGGUGUAAACAGGACUAUGCUUCCAGCUAGCUCUGCAGACCACAGCCCUGAGGACAGGGUGGAUUUUCAGGACCUGAUUGAAGUCCUAAGUCCAGAAAACUCCCCAUCUAGCUCUUCAUCCCUAGAAUCACUCUCAGUCCAUUGUGAGGCUCUAGAGUCCUCAGUACUCAGACGUAGUGUGUCUUUGGAGAGCUGGCCAGCCUCAUAUAAGAGUAAUGAAGAUCUGUUCAGUCAGCAAGGUUCAGCUGAUAAUACCCCAGGAAGUGAUCCAGGGGAAGAGUUAAGUAAGCGUACUUUAGACUUGCUGAAGAGGCUGGAAGAUAUUGAAUGUCCAUCUGAACAACAGAAAAUGAAGCGCAGUUUCUCUGAUGACAUUACUCUUAGAUGUAGUUCUCGAAAGCCAUCUUUCUCUGGUCUCCAACUAUCACAAGACAAAGAAUCAUCAGGGAAUGAGGAUAUUGGUUCUGAGUUGACUGAACUGAGUAGCAGUGAGGAGUUAUCACUCAGAUCUGAAGAUAUGGUUGUACUAAAAGGUCGAUUAGGAUUACUCAACUCUAAUGCUAGUUUCCGCAAACAUCUAAGUCGUUCAUUGGGGGGAGAAGAAGGGGAAGCCAACCUAAGCAUGAUUGUUAAUGUAUCAUGUACAUCAGCUUGCACUGAUGAAGAAGAUGACAGUGACUUGCUAUCAAGUUCCACCCUCACAUUAACUGAAGAAGAGGAAGAAGAGGAAGUUGAAGAGCCAAACUCCAGUAUGGGAAGUGACGACGAGGCUGGAGAUGGUACAGAACUACCUUUAGGGUCAGAUUUUAUCAGAAGAGAGUUGCAGGCAUGGAUUAGACCUUCAUUUCUGCUUCCCAGAGAAAGAAGAAAAAUGAAUAGGGUGUUACAGGACAUGGCCGGUACUUCAAAGUCCGAAAAGAUAUUGCACAGCUCUAUACAUAAACAGAAGGAAAAUAAUGGAAAUGAUAAAGAUUUAACGAAGGUUUCAACAACAUCUGGAGAGGAAAAAAGUGUAAAUAAUUCUGGUUUGCUGGUUGAUGAUGUAGAAAAUGGAAAUGUCCACAGUAGUGUAGACAUUGUAAAGGGCAAUUUGUUUAAGAGAAAUCUUUCUGAAAGAAGCAUAAAAACAGGACCAUACCCAUCAAUAUCAAUAACUAAAACAGAAAAACUUCAUCCUCCCUGCAUGCCUGCCUUGGCCUAUCACAAGCCCCGUGAGCUAGGACCAUCCUCAAAUGGUAAGAGCAACUUACGUGUUACACGUGAAGCAGUGGCAGAUGUGGAAAUGAUAGAUAGUAGUUCAGUGGUGUCAGAAAGAAAGGAAGAAGCAUCUUCUAGUACAGUUUUAGAAUCCGCAAACGAGUCUUCAUGUUCUUGUCAUAGUUCAGCACAUGAAACAUCUAGUAGUCCAGAUUGCACUGUACAAGAAUUUGUGAAGGAAAUUUUGGGUAUGACAUCUAACGCACUCCAUAAAUCAUCACCACAGGAUGGACAGAGCCAAGGAACUGGAGCACAAAUCCGGGAGAAGGUGCUAGAGUAUUCUCGUAGGCAGCUGGAAAGAGGGGACUUCUACUCUUACCUAUCUCUUUCCUCUCAUGAUAGCGAUUGUGGGGAACUAAAUGGAUCUGCCACUAACACUCAGGUGCCAACAGAAGGUUACACAGAGCAAGAAAUUGAGGACAUGUUUGAAGCUUGCACAGAUGACUGGAAAGAAGAUUCAGUAAAAGAGCUAGAGUCUCAAGAUGUAAGUGGUCCUUCCACGUUAUCUGCUAGACAGACAACAACAUCAUCUGUUAAAUGCUUUCCUAAUUCUACUGGCAUCAAGAAUCCUCAGAAUAAAGUUCCAACCUCAGGGUCACAAGCAACUUCUAAAUUAUCUACCCAAAGACUUCAGGAUCAUUCGGCAGCCGCUGCAAAAGGAGCAGGCAAAACCUCCAGCAAAAAACUGCCUUUCACAAGAGAAACACGCGAAGAGCCAAAAGGGAAAAGUUCUGUAAAGCCAACAGUCUCUAGCCUUCCUAUUCUGCACAAAAGGGUCCGAGACCCAAGGCCAUCGACAGCAGGCAAUUCUAACCUGGGCACAGGGCAAAAGAGACCAUUAAGUGGCUCCAAGACCCACAAGGACCUGUGAUUCUACACCUCUUAACAAGGGUGCCUCCUCUGCUGAGGUGAAGGUGGCAGUGUGCUAUGCACUGAUCUUUUGUCUAUGCUUCCUCUCACACAGCUUAUUGGGCUACAUCAAUUGGCUUUCUGUGAGAAAAUCUGAAGACCUUCAGACUUCUCCGGAGUAGAACAGGGUAUAUAUAAUGAGGUGCCCUAAAGCGAUGUGUAUCACCCUCAAAGACCAACUGUGCAUUUCUUGGAAGCAAGAUAUUUACAUUUUGCUAUGUGAGCAAUUCUCUAUUACUCCAGAGUAAUGUAAAGAUUAUUUGUGAGCCAAUGGAAGAUGAUUUUCUGUUAACAAUGGAUACAGAAAACGGAUUGUUACAGUUCUGCAGAUGCCUAUUUGAGAGACUUGAGGAAGGACAUGAUGGUAUGUGAGGAACUACAAAGAGUAGACUAGUAUGAUCAAUGAGUUGGUAUGAUAUAAUAGGAGGCAAGAUAAUGGUUAUGGUUUAGAAUGUAAGUGAUAUAUAGAAAGUAUAAAGGUGAAACAUGAAGGAUGAACCGGAAAUCUGUAAGAUUUUGUGCUGGAUUAACUUU